Aureobasidium uvarum is the source of this 1881-nucleotide messenger RNA. The record is from the annotation of a GenBank genome assembly. NCBI's taxonomy places the organism in Eukaryota, Fungi, Ascomycota, Dothideomycetes, Dothideales, Saccotheciaceae.
AUGCUCAACAAAAUGUCUGUCAAUGUGUCGUCGGACACAGAGAGACAGUCCGGCCAUGAGCUCUACAUGUUCAAUGAUGUUGUCAACUCUCUAUCAUGGUCGAACAUCACACUGACCGUUGAAGACCGCUUGACUAAGAAACCCAAAGACUUGGUCAGCAAUGUCGGUGGCUACGUCAAGGCUGAGGUUUUGGCACUCAUGGGCCCUUCUGGCAGUGGAAAGACGACCCUCUUGAACAUACUUGCCGGUCGUGCCUCUGGUACGAGCGGCACUGUGGCUGUCAAUGACGCUCGCGUAUCCACCCCGGUCUACAAGAAGCUCACGUCUUUCGUCGAACAAGAGGAUGCGCUUGUAGGCUCACUGACUGUCCGAGAGACUAUGAACUUCGCAGCUCGUCUUGCCCUUCCUAGAUCUGUUUUGAAAAACGAAAAGGGAAGCAGAGUCCAGAGCUUGAUCGACAGCUUUGGUCUCAAGAAGCAAGCUGAUACUCUGAUCGGCACACCCAUCCGCAAGGGCAUCUCAGGAGGCCAGAAGAGACGUGUCAGCGUCGCAAGUCAACUGAUUACCGCACCCAAAAUCCUCUUUCUCGACGAACCCACCAGCGGACUUGACUCUGUGGCCAGCUUCGAGGUCAUCUCCCUGCUGAAGAAGUAUGCUCAGCAGCACCAGCUCAUCGUUGUAGCCAGCAUUCACCAACCAUCAGCCGCCACCUUCAAGCUCUUCGGCAAGCUGCUACUACUAUCUCAGGGCCAAACCUGUUACUUUGGUCCCGUUCCGGAUGUCGCACCCUACUUUGCCAGCCUCGCUAUGCCGGUUCCAGAUCUGAUGAACCCUUCGGAGCACAUCCUCGACCUAACGAAUACCGACUUCGACUCAGAAGAUGACGAGGGAAACAUUACCGCUCAACGUCUUCUCACUAUCCAGUCUGCAUGGAAGGCGCAUGGCAAUACUCAGAACAGAGUGUCUUCUAGACUCGAGAAGAGCGAGACUUUAGCAGGCUCUCAAGGACCUGGUCUGGCUCAUGAUCUAGGCAUACCCAUCACCCUGCUGCAUCGUCUCUUCCUCAAAUCCUAUCGCGACAUUGUCACCUACUGGAUCCGUGUCGCCAUGUACAUGGGUCUUGCAGUCAUGAUGGGCACUGUUUGGCUCCGGCUCAGUACCAUUCAAAAAGACAUUCAGUCUUUCGUCAAUGCACUAUUCUUCGGUAGUGCCUUCCUGAGCUUCAUGGCUGUCGCUUACGUGCCUGCCUUCCUCGAGGACAGAGCCAUCUUCGUCAAAGAGCGUGCCAACGGUCUGUACGGACCUUUGUCAUUCGUCGUGUCCAACUUCCUCAUCGGCUUGCCUUUUCUCUUCCUCAUAUCCAUCCUCUUCGCUGCCGUCACCUACUGGCUCAUCAACUUCCGCCCUGAUGCCACCGCCUUUCUCAUACACGUCAUGUGGCUCUUCCUAGAUUUGGUCGCUGCCGAGAGCCUGGUCGUCCUCGUCUCGUCUCUCUUCCCCAACUUCAUCAUUGCACUCGCCCUCGUGGCUUUCGCCAAUGGUCUCUGGAUGUCUGUCGGCGGGUUCCUCGUGCCUACUGGAAGCCUCAACGUCUUUUGGCGCUAUGUCUUCCACUACAUCGACUACCAGGCCUAUGUGUUCCGCGGCAUGAUGGUCAACGAGUUUGACGGCCGCACCUAUUCUUGUGCUGGCAACGUUGUUACUGGAUGUUCUUGUGCCUACGAGAGCGAACUUUCGGGUCAAUGCAAGAUCGAUGGCAAGGCUGUGCUGCAAUACUACGAUUAUCCCACUGGCCAGUUGGCCAAGACUGUCGGCAUCAUGAUUGGCAUCAUUGCUGUCUACCGUGUGCUUGGGUACCUGGCCUUGCGCUUCAGAAAGUAG